Molecule: messenger RNA, 2091 nt
Organism: Bacidia gigantensis
Lineage: Eukaryota; Fungi; Ascomycota; Lecanoromycetes; Lecanorales; Ramalinaceae
Exons: 4
Coding region: 1-2091 (696 amino acids)
Source: RefSeq, a predicted model, not a curated record
AUGGGAUUACCAGUCAUUGGUCUGGCGGUGCGGAUGGUCGCCAAUGGCUAUGGCUUAACAGCAGAAGCCAUUGCUGCACGAAAGCAGCAGAAACUCAAAUCGAAAAGCCCUGGACCAACCGAUGGAGCGAGUAUUUCCACGACACCCCAACAGAGAUCAGAGUUGUCCCCUUCCAGAGAUGCAUUAUCUACGAAGGGACAAAGUACUGAAAUCCCGCCUGCGUAUUCCGAGGAAUAUGUUGAACUUCCACCAGCACAGGCGGAACGUCUCAUUGCCAACGGCCAAGCGAUUCCAGUUGGCGCCCGAGUUGACGGUCACCAUUUCCCUGGCCAUGAAGAUGACUCGGACGAAGCCCAUAGGUAUUCCGAGGACGAGGAGGAUUGGGCCCUGGAUGAGGCCGCUGCUGAAGCCGAGGAACGCAACUCGCAUGACCAAAAGAAAAAAUACGGAUUGGAUGCACAGCCAACCAUGGAGUACUUCAGAGAUAGAGUCCUCGCAUUAUGCCCGCCUGCACCCUUCUCUAUUCACAAGAUCCCUCUACCUGUCAUUCUUCCCCAAAAGAGGCCCGGUUCCAAAGACCGAGGGUUCAUUUCUGCAUAUGCUCCGAUACUGGGGCAGAACGGUAUUCCUGAAGAAGCUUUUCUCUGCUUUACUAAGACUCUGCAAGAAGCUUCCAAAGCUUCACCGAUCCUUAAUGUUGUUUUCCUCUCCGCCGGCGUCGUUGGCAUGGUUCCCAUGUGGGAAGCCCAGGUUGCUUCGACUGUUGUCCAAGUCGCUGCAGGUACAGCGAUUGAGCUACAAAAGCGGCAGCGCACAAACAGUUUCCUCGACAUAAUGAAUGAACACCUUUUCAAGCCGAGAGGUAUUUUUGCUAUGGUAAUGUCCUACAAGCCUGAGGCUGCCAGACCAAUUGAAGCACAGCCUCUAGAUAUGUCCGCCCUGGUCUUCAAUCGGAUACAGAAGGAUUCGCACACGGUUAAAGGUGCUCUAAAGCUUGGCAACGGUACGACUUACGGCGAUGUAGAAUUGCCAGAAGCUGCCGCAUUACGGUUUCCAGCUAUAGACGCUGCUAUCGCCACUGGCGAUGCUGAACAAGCGAAUAAACUGAAGAUUAGCCAAAAUUUUCUAACAGACUACUAUGAUAGAAGGGCGCAGGCGGUCUUUGCUGCAAAUAACCCAGACUCGCAACUUAAUGCCCCGGCCGAGCAAGCCCCAAAGUUUGCAUCUCGAUUCAGUGAUCCUAACGAUCCAGUGCACAACGGUUCUCUUCUUACGCUUGUCACUGGAGGGAAGGUCAAUCUGAGCGCAAGAAAAAACGAACGACGAGAGGCGAGGCGGACGGCGAGAGACUACCGGUUUGGAAGAUCCCACGAGGGUAGCGCCUCUCAGGGUCAACGGCAAAGACCAAGAGGGAUAAAAGGAAGGAGGGCGAUGAAGAAGGUACGCCAGGCACUUGAAAGCGUCGGUCUCGUCACAGAGGUGGCUUCGCUCUCCAGCACUGGAACGACGUCCCCUGGAAAUCCUGGCAUGCAUGAUGAUAUCGCUGGUAUUCGGUCAUCCAUACUCAAAGUUCUGGAUCAGAAUCAGGAUGUCUUACUUGUAGCUCACUCUGCUGGAGGGUUUCUCGCCUCGAACGCAAUUCAAGGGCUGAAAAGGGAAGAUCGCAUCAAAGCAGGAGAGAGUGCAGGGGUAGUCAAGCUCAUUUUCCUGACCGCCGCACUCCUCCCAGAAGGAUUCAAGCACCAAUUAUUGCCGUUCUUUGAGACAGAUGUACGCCUUGCGGACUGCCCACAUGAAACGAUGUUUUUCAAUGGAGUGGCAGUUGAAGAUAUUCCGAAGUGGCUCAAGGUUCUCGAGCCUCAACCUGCCGCAGGGUGGGAUGACACAAUCACUCAUGCGGGAUGGAAAGACAUCGACAGCGUCUAUCUAGUGUGUGAGAAUGACCGGCUUAUUCCAAAAAUAAUGCAGGUCCAGAUGGCUGAGUCUGCUGGGUCAAGCGUACGGACUUGUGACGCGGGUCAUAUGCCUAUGCUAAGCCAUCCAGAAGUGGUGAUCGAGGCUAUUAAUGAGGCUCUAGCGACAUUACAUUAG